CAUGCUUUAAAGCAAACCACCGCUUCGUCUGUCUCCUAUCCCUGUGCUCUUUACUGAGAGGCCACUUCUUCCAUUUCUUUAAGGAGAAUAACAUCUGCUGCCAUAAACAAAGAACCAUGGUCCAAGCUAAGACAUGGGUCCUCAUCAAGCACUUUGACGGCUUCCCGAAGAAUACCAACUUUGAGCUCAAAGUGGAGGAGCUCCCUAAGCCCAAAGAUGGAGAGGUUCUUUUGGAAGCUGUGUUUCUUAGCGUCGACCCGUAUAUGAGGCCCUUCAGUGCAUUUCGCAUGAAAGAGGGCGAUGUGAUGAUUGGAACUCAAGUUGCCAAAGUGAUUCAGAGUAAGAACCCAGCAUUUCCUGUGGGGAGCCAUGUUGUCAGCCGCAGCGGCUGGAGAACCCACUCAGUCAGCGACGGGACAGACCUCGUUCCUGUAAUGCCUGAAUGGCCACAGGACGUGUCCCUGUCCCUGGCUCUGGGUUCCAUUGGCAUGCCGGGUCUGACAGCUCUCUACGGGAUAGAAGAAGUCUUGGGUCUCCAGAAAGGUGAAACCCUGCUUGUGAACGCUGCAGCCGGGGCGGUGGGCUCCAUGGUUGGCCAGAUUGCAAAGAUCAAAGGCUGCAAGGUGGUCGGCUCAGCAGGCUCUGAUGCCAAGGUGGCUUUCCUCAAAGAACUGGGCUUCGACGAGGCCUUCAACUAUAAGACUGUAGGUUCCCUGGAGGAGGCUCUGAAGAAGGCGUCUCCGGAGGGAUACGACUGCUUCUUUGAAAAUGUUGGAGGGGCUUCUUCAAGCGUUGCCUUGCAACAAAUGAAGAACUUUGGAAGAAUAGCAGUUUGUGGAUCCAUUUCUACAUACAAUGACACCAACCCCCAAACAGGCCCGUACCCCCACUUUACCAUGAUCGUCAAACAGCUAAAGAUGGAGGGCUUCAUGCAGAGCAGGUGGGAGCACAAGCAUCCUGAGUCCAUCAAGAGGCUGAUGGGAUGGUUAAAGGAGGGCAAGCUGCAGUUUCGGGAGCACAUCACAAAAGGCUUUGAAAACAUGCCAGCUGCUUUUAUGGGGUUGCUGCAAGGAGAAAAUAUCGGCAAGGCUGUUGUUGCAGUGUGAUCAAGAGACAAGGAGGAUCAGUAAAUCAGGAUCAAUACAUGGUUUACACAUUAUUACAGAUUAUAUUCAUGAAGGAUUGAGCCUUAGAUACUUAUCACUAACCAGAUACAUUAACAUAACGACCAUGUAGCGCAUUAGUUUCAUAGAAACAUUGAAUUGUAGCUGUUAGCAGCUCGAAGGCAGCCACACAGUUAGUCUAGCAACUUAGUCAUGAAGGGAAUAUAAUGUGAAUUAUAUUUUCCAGUGCUAGUCAAAUAUUCUUGUUCAGGCUUGAUGUCAGAAGCAAUCCAUUCUUUAAAUUGUGAUUGUGAAAUGAAACGUAUUUUGUUGAGGUUUCAUUUGUUCGGGUUUCAAGCCACUUUUACAAAAUGCUUUACAAAAUUAAACUAUUGACUUUUAAAACAGUCAGGAUAGGAGAAUAAAACCUGUUGUUGUUUAAUUGUCAUAUGUUGGUAAAAACGAAGAGCCUGUAGUACUCACACGUUUUAAGGUGAGUUUCGACCAUCAUCCAUGGAAUAGUCUUCAUACUUUCCAUGCACAACACAAGACUGAACCGGGAUGAUCAGUGCAUGCAUUACUCACUGUGACAUUGUUAACCAUGUGCUUUGUACUUAGUAGGAGCUUUUCUAUAGAUAAUAAAAUUUUGUGGCAUUUUUAAA
Molecule: messenger RNA, 1765 nt
Organism: Labrus bergylta (ballan wrasse)
Lineage: Eukaryota; Metazoa; Chordata; Actinopteri; Labriformes; Labridae
Product: prostaglandin reductase 1
Biological process (GO): prostaglandin metabolic process
Cellular component (GO): cytoplasm
Molecular function (GO): 2-alkenal reductase [NAD(P)H] activity; 15-oxoprostaglandin 13-reductase [NAD(P)+] activity
Source: RefSeq, a predicted model, not a curated record